AUGGAGACGAGCGCGGGCCGCGGCGGCGGCGGCGGCGGCCAGGCUGUCAGCGAGCGCGGCGGCGGCGGCGGCGCGUCCGCGGGGGGCUGCAGGAGGCAGGCGGAGGCCGCGGCCGGGACCCUCGCGGCAGACAUGGACUUGCACUGUGACCGCGCCGCCGAGACGCCGCCGGCCGCCGAGCAGCCGUCGGGGAGGAUUAACAAAGCCGCCUUCAAACUGUUCAAGAAGAGGAGAUCGGGUGGCCCCAUGCCCAGCAUUUUUGGGGUCCGAAACAAAGGGGACGGGAAAGGCUCGGGUCCGGCGGGGAUGGUGCGCAGCCGGACGCACGACGGCCUGGCCGAGGUGCUGGUGCUGGAGAGCGGCAGGAAGGAGGAGCCGCGCGGCGGGGGGGGGGACGGCGGCGGCGGCGGCGGCGGCGGCGGCGGCGGCGGCGGGGGGCGGCCGCACCCGGGGCCCCCCAGGCCGGCGGGGCCCGGCGCGGGCUCCCUGGCCGGCAGCGCGGUGGCCAAGUCCCACAGCUUCUUCUCCCUGCUGCGCAAGAACGGGCGGCCGGAGAGCGGCAGGGGCGAGCCGGCCGACGCGAGCAAGGCCGGCGGCAAACAAAAGCGAGGGCUCAAGGGGCUGUUCAGCAGCAUGCGCUGGCACAGGAAGGACAAGCGCGCCAAGGCGGAGGCCAAGGGCGAGCGCGCGGGGGCCCCGGGCGGCCUCAUCCUGCCCGGCUCGCUCACCGCCAGCCUGGAGUGCGUCAAGGAGGAGGCGCCCGCGCCCGCGCCCGCCCGCGCCAGCCCGCCGGAGCAGCCCAGCGGGGACGCGCCGCCGCGGCCAGCAGGCUGCGGAGAUAUUAUUGCAGACCCCGAGGACGAGGCAGGCCCCGGCUGCGCCCAGCAUGUCCCCGGGCCCGGCCAGCCGGGCCCCCCUAGAAAGAACGCCGGCGUGGUGGCCUACCAAGGAGGAGGGGAGGAGAUGGCGAGCCCGGAGGAGCUGGACGACACCUACCUCCAGGAGUUCUGGGACAUGCUGUCCCAGGCCGAGGACCAGGGCCAGGCGGCGCCCCAGGCGCCCCAGGCGGCGGCGGCGGCGGCGGCGACGGCGGGGGCCGGCGGGGACGCCCGGUGCACGGAAGGGGCCAGGGACGCGCCCCCGGGCAAGCACAGGAGGCUCGACCGCGGCGCCCCCGAGCCGCAGCCCCCGCCCCCGCCCCCGGACCAGCCCCCGGACCAGCCCCCGGACCAGCCCCCGGACCAGCCCACGCAGCCGCGCAGGGAGCAGCCCGCGGCCGUCCCCAACGGCGACCAGGGCUGCCGGGAUUCCCCGCCCGGGCCCGAGGAGGACGGCCCGGCCGGCGGCCAGCGGGCCAGCGCCCCCCGGCAGAGCCCCAGCGGGGACGCGCCCCACGACCCCCACGCCGACCCCGCCGCCGGCCCCGCCAGCGACGAGACGUCCGGCCCGGCCCGCCUGAAGCCUGUGUCUCCCGUCACCAUCACCUGCCCGCUGCGAACACCUGGCAGUCUGCCGAAGGACUCCAAGAUCCCCAUCAGCGUCAAGCACCUCGCGGGCCCUCCGUCCAGCCAUCCCGUGGUGCAGCAGCAGCCAGUCCGGAGUGAGAUGCCCAGAACGAAAAUCCCAGUCUCCAAGGUGCUGGUCCGCAGAGUCAGCAGCCGGGCUUUGGCGGGGACCACCCUCCGGGCCGCGGCGUGCCACGACAGUGCCAAAAAGUUGUGAGGUCUCCGAAGCCCAGGUGCAUGGACCACAUGUCAAGGAAUACGACCCCGCCCCCCCGCCCUGGAAACCGCGAACAGAGGUCAUGCUUCCCCUGAAGAGAGGCUUGUAGGGCCAUCCCCGCUCCAGAGCCCAGACCGAGGAGGUCUCGGCCACGCCGAGGGGGCAGGGGCCGGAUACACCAGAGAGGGGGUGCUACACGUGGGAUUCUCCGCUCAAAUAAGCUACCCGAGAAUGAUUUCCAAGCACUUUUAGUUUUUGGCCUUUUAAAAAAAAUCCUUUCUUUUUUUUCCCUUUUUUCCUUUGAUGCACUGAACACCUGGAAGUCACCUUUACUUGCCUUUGCAAAAAACAGGACUUAACCAAACCCAAGUGAGCAUCAUGCCAUGAUGUUUGGCUGUGCCAGCGUCCAGACAGGGCCUGGAGGAACCACUGCCAGCACCAGAGGAGCACCCCCCUUCUUCCAUGACACUUUCCUUCCUUCCUUCUUUUCCUUUUUCUUUCCAGGAAAAAGAGAAAGAGAGAAAGAGAGAGAAAAGAAAAAAGACCUUUUGCUGUAUCACUGUGUGGGAAACACCUACAGAGCUGAAAGAGCCAGGUAUUUUACCUUCUGAUGAGCAGAAGGGAUUGUUCAUUGGCAGAACACUUGCCUACUUUCAGUUGAUGGGUAUGCAAAUAGGUCAAUAAAGGAGCAUUUUGGUUUGGUUGGUGUAGACCAUUUGUUAGGGGAGAAAUAAAAAGCUCAGCAGAGCAGGUUUCUUCUUUUUCUUUUUCUUUCCCACCCAGUGAAGAAAUUAGGAUCAGGGAAAGAUUUCACUAAAAUGCCAAUAGACACAGUAUUCUAGCAUUUAUAAACUGUAACCUUUUCAUGUGUAGAUAAUGCAUAUUUUACAGUUUAUCCAGCUGUUAACAUUUUAUAAUCUGUCAGUAACCUCGGAUUUAAAAUCUGGUUUUAUAACUAGUUAUGAUGACUGUCCACGAACCACUGAUGUUCUUUUAUGUACUGUAACCUAAAGAAAUUCUGUUUCCGUUUUAUAUGGGUUCUCUGGCUCUCAAUGCAGGAGAAAAAAAAAAAAAAAGAAAAAAAAAAAAAGAAAAGGGUCUAUUGUGUUGAUGUCCCAGAGAAAUGGUUCUGUCUUGUCUUGGGUAAGAGACUAUUUACUUCUCACCCCAAUCCUGGUUUUCAGAGAUUUUUUUUUUUUUUACCUUGGUUAUAAAAAUUUUGGAUUCAACCAUUCUACAACAUGGGGAUUUCCAAAUGAGGAACAUAUGGAAAAAA
This is a messenger RNA of Nyctereutes procyonoides (raccoon dog), 2998 nucleotides long. It is a transcript of the gene AMER2, whose product is annotated as APC membrane recruitment protein 2. Gene Ontology annotation, biological process: regulation of canonical Wnt signaling pathway. The transcript has 2 exons. Gene Ontology annotation, molecular function: phosphatidylinositol-4,5-bisphosphate binding; beta-catenin binding. The record is from RefSeq and is a predicted model, not a curated record. Bases 1 to 1722 code for a protein of 573 amino acids. NCBI's taxonomy places the organism in Eukaryota, Metazoa, Chordata, Mammalia, Carnivora, Canidae. Gene Ontology annotation, cellular component: plasma membrane.